AAAUAAAAAAUAAUCCCGGGCUAGUAAUCAUAUUGUCAAGAAAGUAGGAAUCUCAAAGCGUUCCUUUGAGGCUUGCAUAUAUUAAAAGCUUAGAGUUUUCUCUCACGCAAGACAUCGAUUUAUUGUGAAUAAAGUCGCUAUAGAAUAUGAUCCAUUCGUGUGUAGCAGUUCAGACGAAACUGCCAAAACAGUAACACGAAGACUGGAGUGAACAGAUUCAAACUCAACGCCCAGCACAGCAAUACAUUAAUACAUUAACGGUUUCUGAAAUUAAUUUCCGUCAGAUAUAUAUCCUAUACUAUAUAUCCUUAACUUUCAUGGCUGUUUUCCUUAACUUUUGAAGUAUCUUUCCUGGUUUCUCAGUUAACGUUUGAUGUUGGUUUGCACUUAAAACCUUGCGUCAUAUCAUGCUUGACGUUAGCCCGUGGGAGGUUGGAGGCAACCUGUGCGUCAUUACUGCAUUACUGUGCAGUUUCAAAGAAUUUGUCGUCAUGAUAAUUUGUUCCUACUCCGUCAAGUUUCCGAGAAAAACCGCAGGAAUUUAUUGUCAAACACGAUCUCUCAGAGCCUUUUUUGUCUCAGCAAAUACUGCACUUGAUAACUGAAUAUUUUACUUCAGUCAUUAUUUUCGAAUCCUGUGUUACUAAAAAAGACGAAAAACUAAAUUUACAUCAAAGACAAGAAGUAAUUGUCUAAAGAGUAGACAUUAAAAUUCAUCUUGAAUCUCCAACCGUCCAUAACAGCUCAUUGUUUCGGGAGACAUCAUUAUGCAAAGUCGCUGUAGUAUCGGCUUUCUCGGAAAACAGAAAGCAACUCUGUAGAAACUCCUAGAAUUUAGGAGCACCGGUCUCGAGCGUCUGUGAAAAUCGUAUCUCUUAAUGAUAGCAAUUUAGAGUGCUUCCCUAAAGACGUGAUCUGGUUUGCCCAGAACAACUGCAAAGCUGAAGUCAUCCUUCUAUUCCAUCUUUGAGACGAAUUGUCUUCGAAUACUUUGGAAGCAAGAUAUUCUGACGAAAGGAAACUUGAAAAUCGUUUCUGCGUUAAUUGUUAAUGCACUAUGGAUAUUUUCUCCCCUCCGGGAGGUUUUUUUAAACUUUUUGUAUUUCAAUAAAUGUCGUGUACAUGAAAAUUGAGUAUUCAGGAUGACUGCGGCCAAACAGCUUAAAGGUGUCAUGAAUAGGUAUUGUAAUCACCCCGAAUAGAUAGUGUCUAGUUUUUUCCGAGUAAUGGUAGACUUAAGCGGGAAUUUUCCCUCAAUCAUCAAGAUUGAUGCCAAUUACAGGAGUAAAAUCACUCAAACGAAACCAAAAAUACAAAACCAUCGUGCAAUACAUGUUUUGUUUGCGUCAUUUAAUUUUGACAGCUAUAUCCUAACUUGAUCGUGAGUACUUUGUUUGCCUAAGUUAUUCAAGAUCGAUAUGAGAAUCUUACUAUCUUCUUAACUUGAAACAUUUCACGGAAACUUCUUGGGUUCCUAGAAUCCUUACGGUCAAUAAAUUCCGGAAAACAUGAAUAUUCCCCUAGAUUUCCCAAAAUAAUAUGGCGUCAUGUCAUGGCUCACAUCAACAAUUUUUCCGUUUCUAUGCAAGCGCCUCUUCUAGCACGAGAUUCCGACCAAACUGUGACGUAGAGCUAAAUAUGUCGUAAAUGGAUAAUAUCACAUACCAGUGUACUCAGAAGUAAUUCCCAGAAAGUACCGAUACAUAUUAUUUCGACAUCCACUAUUUUAGCUUUAUUCGUCAUUCAAGUUUCCGAGAAAAUCCGCUCUGAUUUUUUUGUCAACAUUGCAAAAAUCUGUCUUAUCUUAUUUACGUAAUUGAAAAAUUACAAAUAUUUUAAAUAUAUGACUUUAUCAUUAUAAUGACGAAUUCAUCGAAAGAAUAAGCAAGUGAAAAGGGACAGUAACUGAAUUGCCUACCAGCUAACAUCAAACAAAACCUAGGUCCUUAAUCAGCAGUUAUGUAUGGUUUGACUCUAAGUUGACAGGACAGGCUCAUGCAAAUUUUACACUGUAGACACGUGCUAUGAUCUUUCUCGAAAAACGUGGAAAAUUAUUCAUCAUCGUGUAUUUCUCGAUGAUUUUUUCCUCAAUAGUCCAAAAAUCUGUCUUAUGUUUUUAACAUAAUUGAGAAAUUACAGCUGUUAAUUAAAGAUAUGACUUUAUCAUUAAAAUGACCAAUUUUAACGAAAGAAUAAGCAAGUGAAAAGGGACAGUAACUAAACUGCACCAGCUAACAUCAAGCAAAUCAUAAUUCCUUAAUCAGCAAAUAUGCAUGGAUUGACAAUCAAGUUGACAGGAAAGGCUCUUGCAAAUUUAACACUGAUCUUUCUCGGAAAUAGGGGAAAUUUAUUCUUCAUCGAGUAUUUCCUAGAACUUGGUGGGAAAUUUCCCUGUUGACUGGUUAUAAAACUCGUGUCAAUUGAAAAUCGCAAUUCGUGGUUAUCUGAAGACAAGCUAACGUCCCUAUCCUUCUCAAAAGGAAUUUGUUUUUAAAGAGCUUUAUUGCGAUCGUGAGUUCAACAAACGCACGCACGCAUCGGUGAGGUAAGCUUAUUCCGUUCCAUUUUUCAAACGAAAUUUCCACAAGACUUUUCCAUCUCUCGAGUUAAAACAGAAAAGAUAAUGCCUGGCGCAGCCUCUUCUCCUGUUUCUUCUGGAUCUUCUGUGCUAAAUGUAUCAGAGGAGAAAACGAAUGGCACGAAGCUAUUACGGCUGCUGGUUGACAGAGGAAGACACGUCCUACGCAAUUUAUUGCACUCUGUCUACCCAAUGGAUAAAUUACAAGUCGUAGUAAACAAUAAUAAGAAAAAGCUGCAACGGCUAAGGUCCGAAGAUGUAAUAUUUGAAAACCAGUGGGAAAUGUUAUUUCCUGCCUCAGGCGAUCCACCGGACUCGAAAACGUUCGACAUUACACUUUUACAUCUAUUGCUUCGUGAAAUUUGCCAUCUUACGGCGCCUUCGACGGGAUGGCACAACAUGCCUGCAGAAGAUGAUAAUAGUCUCGAAGCAAACAUAACUCGCAUCAAAUAUUUCAGAAAUGAGCUUUUUCACAGCUUCUCUACCGGAAUUCCAAACGCUGAAUUCGAGUACAAGUGGAAGGAGAUUGCAUCGUUGUUAGAGGCAAUUGAUAUUUAUGUUCUACGAAAGAGGCACGAAGUGGAAAUGGAGGCGCUGAAGAAUGAUCCCACUGGUUACGAUACAAAGCUACAUUUGGAGGAACUAGCAAAAGAAUGGAACAAAAUACAGGAACAAGAAAGGAUUCACUCGUCAAGGUUUAGCCCUCGCAGCUGUCUACCGGACAGAAUACCUGAAAAACGUGUAUUUGGCCGCAACCAAGAAAUAGAGCGUGUCAAGAAAAUGGCCGUGGGUGGAGACGUCGCUGUUGUCCUGGUUACUGGCGGACCUGGAUUUGGAAAGACGACUGUGGCUGAAAGAGUGGCUCAUGAAUUAGCAAAAUCAGAGAAGGAAGCAACUGUGUUGUUUUGUAGUUUACUAACGAAGAAAAAUUUCAAAGAAGUGGCCGAAGAAAUAAUUAACUCGUGUGGUACAAUCAGCAGGCAAGUACCAGAGAAUCCGGGACAGUGGCUAAGAGACUGGAGCAAACGAGUUCGAAACCAGGUCACGUUUGUUCUUGACAAUGCAGAUAGCGUCCUCGAGUCGAGCGAUCGAGAAUCAUUUAUAAGCAUCUUAUCUGACGUAAGAAGGUUAUCGAGGCAAAAGGUAACAUUUGUCGUAACUGCAAGGAAAACAUUUGAGAAUCCUGACUUGCAGUCUUGCGAAGUCAGGUUGGGCCCUUUGUCCGCCGAACAGGCAAGAAAUCUCCUUAUUUCUAGGGUGCAAGUCUAUGAAGAUGCCCCGCAGAACCUUUGCAGGGCAGAAUACAUCGCCAGAAAUCUAUGUGGCUGCGUUCCUAUGGCACUUUACAUUGUUGGAUCCUUGCUAUCAGACUAUUCUGAAGAAACACUCAUAGAGAGCCUCGAAAAGGAACAAUUAGCGGUUUUAGAGGACGACCAAGGAUAUGUUGAAAAGGCCAUAAAGACUUCCUUUGACCUUUUGACGAAACUCGAACAAGAAGCUUUCAUUCUCCUAUCUUUGUUCCAAGGUUCAUUUGAUCUAGAUGCAGUCCAAGCUGUGACGCAGGCGGAAUGUUCGAUCUCGAGCUCCGGCGCUUUACCUAUCACCAUCCUGCGCUCCUUAAAAAACAGAUCUCUUGUGGAGAAGCUCUAUUCGCGCAGAUAUCAGAUGCAUCCGCUCAUUCAGUCAUACGCAAAGAAGAUGGGUCGAGAUAAGUAUGACAAACUUUUGGCAAUGGGCGAAAAACUGGCUUGUGUACACUUCAUGUCGCGCCUCGCGAAGAAUGCUAAUACUUACUGGAGUAAGGACACAUGCAAGGAUUCCCUUGCAUCAUUUAAAGAAGACAAGUACAAUUUCGAACAUUUUCUUCAAAUUUACGCUCGAGGUAGGGAAGAACAAGAUACAAAGAUCGUGAACGGCUGUGAACUCCUUUUGGACAGUUUCCCUCAGAAAUGCAUGUAUUUGGAAAGAUGUCUUCAUCCAAGGUUCUACACUGAGCUCCUUGAAAGAUUAUUGAAAACUUUUGACUCUGGAAUCCAACCAGUGUGUGUAGUAGAUCUUUUGUGUCUUCUUGGUCAUGAAUACAGGAAAAAAGGAGAACAAGAGAAGUACAAAGAGGUCAUGGAUAAAGCGCAACAAAUUCGUUUGGUGAGUGAUGCUGCAUUUGCGAUGAAACCGUUAUCAGAAGUCUAUUUUCACAACAGCAAUGCUCGCUUCCUUUCUGAUAAAAAAGAUGUUAGAGUGAACAGACGGACUGAAAAGGAGGCUGCACUAGCUGUGAAAAUAUCCAGUGAACUGCUUCAUGAUCACCCGGAAAGAGCAGCUACUCUCCUCCUUUCAGGAAAUAUUACAAAGCGCAGUAAGCAGUUCGAUGCAGCCAAAGAAAUGCUCGAAGAAGCGUUGGAACUCUUUCAAAAGAGCCUUGGGCAACAUUUUAUGACUGCUGAAACCCUGAAGGCCACUGGAGACCUUUACUUCUUUCUUGAUGGAAAGUCCGAAGUCGACUUUGAAUUCUGCCUUAAGUAUUAUAAAGCUGCUUUGGAAAUGUUCGACGACCUAGGAGUGGGUGAAAGCAAAGAAAGCAUCUUGACGAUAAAGAAUUUUGGAUUGUGUCACAUGAAAAGUGGGAACUUUGACGAGGCAAUGAAUCUACUCUCGAAAGCAGAGCAAAUUGCCGAACGAGAAUUAGAAGAGGAUCACACCUGGAAAGUCUUUAUAAAGACUUCACUGGCCCUCUUGCAUGAGAAGAUGAAUGAAGUUGAGCGGGCGAUAGACGUAAUGCACGAGGGACUGGUGCUGGGCAAGAAAUUGAAUCUAACCAUAUACAGGAUGGGAGAAAGAUAUUUGAUUGGAGAAUUUCUAGACCGGUAUCCAGGGAAGUUCCCCGAGACUGAAUUCCCAAGGAGUGUUGUCAGUCGAACGGGCCAUCGAGUCCAACAGCCCCACUGGAAGAGGAAAGCUGGCUUUGGAAGAGGAUGGAAUCAUUGAGAAAACUAAGGAAAAGAGUUGUUACUGAUGGAGAGAAAUUUAAAUGAUAGCUAUGAAAAACUCGAAAACUACUAAAGUGAAUCUUAGAGAUGCGCAAACUAUGAUGAUAAGGAACCAAUCUUUGAAACGACCGCUGCAAAUCGACUUUAAAAUAAUAGUUUUAUAUUUUACAAGGGAAUAUAACGAUACAACAAGAGAAAAUAGGGAUCUCCUAAAUACAACCAAUUCACUUCCGUGUAGUUUUUUUUUCUCAAAUGUGAAAAUAUAACCAAUUAAACCGUUCUGAAGCGAGAGGCAGAUUACCGACGAUUAGCAAAUAACCAAAUUCUGUCAGCGUGCCUCGCACUAAUUAUUUUAACAAAUAGAUUCCAUUGUGUACAAACCGAAAAGUGACAGAGCGUGUCGCCCAUGUUUUUACCACAUUUAGACAUUAUUUGUGGACUCUUACUUUACAGACUCACGACAGCAUGAUGAAAAAAGGUGUCAAUAUUUUUAUUCACUCUAUUCAGAAUUAUUUUUUCACUUUGUAACUUAGCCGGCCAUAAUUUAUCUUUGGGCUGGAGGGGUAGUUUUAAAAGUGAUUUUAGGAAAUGUAAUUCUCUGAUCAGUACAUAGUGUAGACGUAGGCGAAAAAAAAAUGUCUUUGAGCACAAUCAGUUACUCGCUAUAGAAAUUUGUUUCACUUCGUUCAAAUAGAAAUGUGGCGAAGAUUAUAAGCAUCAACGUGUUAUCACUUUCACAAGCAAUCUGUCAAAGUCACCAGGAUGUUUAAAUGUUUUUUAGGAAGGUAUUAAGCAAUUUUUACAUUCUGUCCGCUUGAUUAUUUUAACAGUCUGGGUAUGUCCUCCUCUUCUCGAAAUUUUGCAAAUUAUUUUUUUUUUCAUACCAAAAUAUACUGAAAAGAAUGAUGUAGUCUUUCCCUUUUGCUUAGAGCUGUUAAAUUUCGAUUGAUUUGUUGAAGAUACAUUUGAAUAAAGUCUAAUAAUGAAAAUGGAUAUCUUUACAAAUCGCUGGUAGCGACGAUAAGUAAAUUAGUGAAUAAAGAUUCUAUCAACGAA
Messenger RNA from Pocillopora damicornis (cauliflower coral), 6621 nucleotides. RefSeq lists its product as uncharacterized. The record is from RefSeq and is a predicted model, not a curated record. Gene Ontology annotation, molecular function: protein binding; ATP hydrolysis activity. NCBI's taxonomy places the organism in Eukaryota, Metazoa, Cnidaria, Anthozoa, Scleractinia, Pocilloporidae.